AUGGCGUCCAAGGCCCUCCUCCUGCUCGCGCUCCUCGCGUCGGCCGCCGUGCUCGCCGCCGCGGCGGACCAACAAACCCAUGACAACGAGCCCGAGAAGGCGACGGCGAGCGACGCCGGUGGCGUGGAGGACGACUGGCACGGCGGCAGCGGGUCAGUUGAUCAGUACGGACACGCCUGCGAGAACGGCUGCUGCCACCGCGUGUACCACGGAGGCUGCCAGAGGUGCUGCCCGCCCGGCGGCGCCCGCCGGCCGGAGGUGAAGAACUAG
Setaria italica (foxtail millet) is the source of this 270-nucleotide messenger RNA. RefSeq names its product glycine-rich protein 3 short isoform. NCBI's taxonomy places the organism in Eukaryota, Viridiplantae, Streptophyta, Magnoliopsida, Poales, Poaceae. The coding region runs from base 1 to 270 and encodes 89 amino acids. The record is from RefSeq and is a predicted model, not a curated record. The transcript has 2 exons.